CCAUCAUCCAUCUCGAUAUUGACUGCUGAGCUCAGCGAACGGACCUAGUUCCGGACUUUGUGCGAGAAGGUAUCUGCAGCAGCUAGUUGCUUCGUAUUUCACUCACAUCUCUGCAAUCUACUGAUGAACACUCCUCCACUCAUUCUCAACGUGCAUACUCCAGUGUCAUCGUUUUCCAUAGUACACUCGAAUGAUGAUACGCUGGAGGAACUAUUCCAUAAGCUGAGCAACAAGGCCUUUGCUGACAUCAACCACCAACGCAUCAGACCUGGCUGGGUGAAGUAUUCAUGGAACGGCAGUAUAUGGAAUCUGGACGAUGACUCAGACUACAUCAUCUUCACAUGGCGCAUGAAGUCGGCUGAGCCGGAAAGCGACCACUGGCCUGUCCUGUACGUUCGCAAUCCCGACGAGCCGUUACCCGAUCCAUCGGCGUACAGGAAUCCAUCAUUCUAUAUGUUCCGCCCGCGUUCCCCUCCUCCUUCACUUCGAGCUCGGUCCAUCAACGGCUCGAUCCAUAGUGGGAAGAAAGGGCGGAAGACUCCGGAGGAAGUCAAGCCCCAGGAGGUCACACCCAAGUACAAGCAGGAGUUUGAGAAGUUCCAUAGCGAGAAUGGUGUGAGAACCGUCCUAGGGUCAAUUGGCCCUGUUGAGAACGUGCGGAUGCUCCUGAAGAGCGGCUAUCGGCAUGUGUAUAUUUCGCGCAAGUUCGCGAUAAAGCAUGGAUUCAUACCAGCUGAUGCUGCCCCUGGACACUAUGGCUAUGGCGGUCUUGUCAACAUUGGUAAAUGGCCCGUCGUAGUUGGCCACACCAAGACGAUGCACACUGUCUAUCUAUCUGAAGAGUCUCACUUCGACGUCGUUCUCGGCCGAUCAUUCAUGGAAGCUCGCCAGGUCAAGUUAGACCCGGUGGAUCCAACCGACGUUGUCUGCAUGGACACUGGCGAGAAAAUUGACUGCGAACUGGUCAUUCUCAAAGACGGCAAAGGACAGAUUGUUACUGUAACCUAGCCGUCCUCGUUUUGCGAUGUCGACCUCAGAGCACCCUCAGAGCGCAUGCUAGGACCUUGGCUUUUUCUCGGACAUUACCUCUAUUGUACUCAUACGGACUUGAAUGCCUUGCUGACCGAUGUAUUUUACGUCUCGAUUAACGUUAUUGAUUGUCUGC
This is a messenger RNA of Laetiporus sulphureus 93-53, 1165 nucleotides long. RefSeq lists its product as uncharacterized. The record is from RefSeq and is a predicted model, not a curated record. Bases 124 to 1008 code for a protein of 294 amino acids. Lineage: Eukaryota; Fungi; Basidiomycota; Agaricomycetes; Polyporales; Laetiporaceae. The transcript has 5 exons.